This is a messenger RNA of Penicillium lagena, 1923 nucleotides long. Its product is annotated as chitin synthase. Gene Ontology annotation, molecular function: chitin synthase activity. The transcript has a single exon. Lineage: Eukaryota; Fungi; Ascomycota; Eurotiomycetes; Eurotiales; Aspergillaceae. The record is from RefSeq and is a predicted model, not a curated record. Bases 1 to 1923 code for a protein of 640 amino acids. Gene Ontology annotation, cellular component: cell periphery; cell septum.
AUGGCAAGCCAGAACUCAACUUCCCGACUCAUGCCGACUUCGACGACGAGUGGUACUAUGUACAAAUUGAGCCACAACAGCAGCCGUGGUACUCUCAGUGCUGACAAUUCUCACCACAAUGCCGCUCCCACGGCCAGCCGCACCAGCUUGGUUCCCCCAGGCGCCCACCAAGAGCAGGCUUAUUCAACGCUCAUCUCGGAAUCCGAGGGUCCUGGUCCGGCUGGGUUUAUUCACGAGGCUGUUGUGCCCCAACCGCCACCUGAAUGGCAGCCGUUCGGAUACCCCCUGGCGCACGCGAUCUGCCUGGUGACAUGUUACUCCGAAGGUGAAGACGGAAUUCGGACCACGCUGGACUCGAUCGCCAUGACCGACUAUCCCAACAGUCAUAAAGCUAUCCUUGUCAUCUGUGACGGUGUCAUCAAGGGUAAAGGCGAAGAGUUCUCGACUCCGGAUAUCGUGUUGGGUAUGAUGCAUGACCAUGUGGUUCCGCCCGAGGAUGUUCAGCCAUUUUCCUACGUGGCUGUGGCUACCGGCUCCAAACGGCACAACAUGUCCAAGGUCUAUUCUGGAUUCUACGACUAUGGCAACCACUCUGUCAUCCCUCUGGAGAAGCAGCAGCGCGUCCCCAUGAUGGUGAUUGUCAAGUGCGGCACCCCGGAGGAAGCCACCCAGGCCAAACCGGGCAACCGAGGCAAGCGAGACAGCCAGAUUAUUUUGAUGUCGUUCCUGCAGAAGGUCAUGUUCGAUGAGCGAAUGACCGAGCUGGAAUUCGAAAUGUUCAACGGUCUCUGGAAUGUGACUGGGAUUCCUCCGGAUUUCUACGAGGUGGUUCUGAUGGUCGACGCCGAUACCAAAGUGUUCCCGGACAGCUUGACGCACAUGGUGUCGGCUAUGGUCAAGGAUCCGGAAAUCAUGGGUCUCUGCGGAGAGACCAAAAUCGCUAACAAAACCGACAGCUGGGUGACGAUGAUCCAGGUGUUCGAGUACUUCAUUUCCCAUCACCAAGCCAAGUCUUUCGAGUCCGUCUUCGGCGGUGUCACCUGUCUGCCGGGCUGUUUCUCCAUGUACCGCAUCAAGGCCCCCAAGGGUGGCCAGAACUACUGGGUGCCCAUCCUGGCCAACCCGGACAUCGUUGAGCACUAUUCUGAGAAUGUUGUCGACACCCUGCACAAGAAAAAUCUGUUGCUUCUCGGUGAGGAUCGGUACUUGACCACGCUCAUGCUCAAGACCUUCCCGAAGCGCAAGCAGAUUUUCGUUCCCCAGGCUGUGUGCAAGACGGUUGUGCCCGACAAGUUCAUGGUUCUGCUGUCUCAGCGCCGCCGCUGGAUCAACAGUACCGUGCACAACCUGAUGGAGCUGGUGCUGGUCCGCGAUCUGUGCGGUACAUUCUGCUUCAGCAUGCAGUUCGUCAUUUUCGUUGAGCUGGUGGGAACGCUGGUGCUCCCCGCCGCCAUCGCCUUCACUUUCUACGUUGUCAUUCAUUCCAUCAUCCACCAACCCGUGCAAAUCAUUCCCUUGGUACUGCUGGGCCUCAUUCUGGGUCUACCCGGUCUACUGAUUGUCGUGACCGCCCACCGCCUUGUCUACGUCUUAUGGAUGCUCAUCUACCUGGUUUCGCUGCCUAUUUGGAACUUUGUCCUGCCCACGUACUCGUUCUGGAAGUUCGAUGACUUCAGCUGGGGCGACACGCGCAAGACAGCGGGUGAGAAGGACAAGGGCCACGGGGCGGAAGAGGGCGAGUUCGACAGCACCAAGAUUACGAUGAAGCGGUGGCGUGAUUUCGAAAAGGGUGAGUCCCCCCGCCGUCUUUGUUUGGGUUCUCGGCUAACGUUUUAUAGAACGCCGCCUGCGCACCUUCAGUGCCUUCCCACCACCGCAUGCCCCGGCCACCGGGUAUCCGUCUCACUACGAGACCUAUUCUGA